This is a messenger RNA of Andrographis paniculata, 1701 nucleotides long. RefSeq names its product cytochrome P450 84A1-like. Gene Ontology annotation, biological process: lignin biosynthetic process. Gene Ontology annotation, molecular function: heme binding; monooxygenase activity; iron ion binding. The record is from RefSeq and is a predicted model, not a curated record. The transcript is spliced from 3 exons. Lineage: Eukaryota; Viridiplantae; Streptophyta; Magnoliopsida; Lamiales; Acanthaceae. Bases 15 to 1535 code for a protein of 506 amino acids.
UGAAGAACACAACAAUGAUAGAUCUCCUCUAUUUAGAAUUUAGCCCUUCUCUUUUAAUCAUCGUUUUUACAAUCUUUUUACUUUCUUUCCUUGUUUGUAAAAGACAUCCUCGUAAACCCUAUCCCCCGGGCCCGAAAGGUUGGCCGUUGCUCGGCUGUGUCGCCAUGGCGGACAAGCUAACACAUCGCGCCUUGGACAAGCUCGCCGCCCAAUAUGGCGAUAUUGUUCAUCUACGGAUCGGAUUUCUCCAUGUAAUCUCAAUAUCGAGCCCUAAUGUAGCUCAACAGAUACUCCAAGCCCAAGACCACAUCUUCUCGAACCGGCCGGCAAACAAUGCCGUAACCUACCUAACCUACAACCGGGCCGACAUGGUUUUCGCCAAUUGUGGCCCCUUUUGGCGCCAAAUGCGCAAACUUUAUGUCACAAAGCUCUUUAGCCCAAGACGAGUCGAGUCGUGGGAUUCCAUCCGGAUUGAAGUCGAUAAAAUGAUCUCGGCUGUGGCUACCAAGGCGGGCACGGUGGUGAACAUCGGAGAUCUCAUGUUUAGGCUCACUCAAAGCAUCGUUUACCGGGCUGCAUUCGGGUCGGGCUUAUCCGAGGGCCAAGAUGAGUUUAUCAAGAUUGUCCGAGAUAUCUCAAAGCUCUUUUGUUUGUUUGAUUUUUCGGAUUUUUUCCCUUUCAUAAAAUGGAUCGAUCCUCGAGGGGUUAAUGUAAGGUUGCGCGCGACUAGGGCUGCGCUUGAUCGGUUUAUCGACGCGGUUAUUGCCGAGCAUGAGGUGAGAAGGGAAGUCGAGAGUUGUGGUAGAGAUAUGGUGGAUGAGUUGAUGUCUUUUUGGAGUGAAGAUGACAAAGUUUUUGAGGAUGGAAAUGGUUCGAAAAAGUCGAUUAAUUUCACAAGGGACAAUGUCAAAGCUGUUAUAAUGGAUAUUAUGUUCGGCGGAACAGAGACGGUGGCUUCCGGCAUCGAAUGGACACUAUCGGAACUCCUAAGGAAUCCAGUACACCUCAAAAGGGUGCAACAAGAACUCGCCGAUAUAGUCGGCCAAGAUCACCAAGUCGAUGAGGCCGACUUAAAAAACCUAACCUACCUCAAUUGUUGCAUAAAAGAGGCCCUCCGGCUCCACCCCCCGAUCCCGAUUCUCCUCCACGAGACUGCCGUCGACGCCACCGUCAACAGCUACCACAUCCCCAAAAGAUCGCGCGUCAUGAUCAACGUAUGGGCCAUUAGCCGUGACAAGCAGGCGUGGGAAGAUCCCGAGGAGUUCAAGCCCGAGCGGUUUCUCAAAGACGAGGGCCCCGACUUUAAUGGACAAUACUUUGAGUUUAUUACAUUCGGGUCGGGUCGCAGGUCCUGUCCUGGAAUGUAUUUUGGGCUUUACACUGUGGAGCUGGCGCUUGCGUGCCUACUCCACGGAUUUUUGUGGGAAUUGCCCGAUGGAAUGUCGCCGGAGAAGAUGGACAUGAAUGAUGUGCCGGGUCUCGGGUCUAUCCGCUCGAACCGCCUAGCGGCCGUGCCGAAGUUGCGACUUGGUUAAAAUUUCUAUUUUUAAGUGAGAGGGAAUUUUGUUGAUCUUUCUUUGUGGUUGGAUUUGCUCGUUUAUGAUUAUUUAUAUAUAUAUAUAUAUAUAUUGAGUUGUGAUUUGAAAAUAGUAGUAAUAUAAAUAAAUAUUUAAUGACAUAUUUUAAAUUUAAAAAAUAUUC